AUGUCAGUCUCCUGCGGCGAUGACGGCGUGGACUGCCUGGACUGCCUGCGAUGCGGCGUGUGUGGCCUGGCCCUGGACUGCCUGGUGAUCCUGGGCUGCUCCCGGUGGGUCUGGAAGCGCUGCACCAACGUCGGCUCCGACGACAGCGCCGCAUGGGCCCCCGCCACCCCCGACGAGUUCGAGCCCGUCCCCCGCGUCUGCCGCCUCAUCCUUGCCGUCUACCGUCCCGAUAUCCGCCACCCUGAGUUCCCCACCUCCGGCGGCUACAGCCUCAACCCCGACUGGCUCAUCAAGCGCGUCACCUACGAGCGGACCCUCGGCCAUGCCCCACCCUACAUCAUUUACGUAGACCAUGACCACUGCGAGAUUGUCCUCGCGAUCCGCGGCCUCAACCUCGCCAAGGAGAGCGACUACAAGCUCCUGCUGGACAAUCGGCUCGGCAUGCAGAUGUUCGACGGGGGUUACGUCCACCACGGGCUGUUGAAAUCGGCGACUUGGCUGUUGAAUGAGGAAUCGGAGACGUUGAAGAGGCUUUGGGUCGAGAAUGGGUCGAACUACAACAUAGUUUUUGCGGGCCACUCGCUUGGGUCUGGUGUGGCUUCGCUCUUGGCAGUGAUCGUGGCGAACUAUGGGGAUCAGCUGGGCGGAGUUCCGCGGAGUAAAGUGCGGUGUUACGCAGUGGCUCCAGCAAGGUGUAUGUCGCUUAACUUGGCGGUGAAGUAUGCUGACGUGAUUCACUCCAUAAUCUUGCAGGAUGAUUUUUUACCAAGAACUCCUACUCCCUUGGAGGAUAUUUUCACGUCAAUUUUCUGCUUGCCAUGCUUACUGCAUUGGGUCUGCCUGAGGGACACUUUUAUACCUGAGGGUAGGAAGCUCAGAGACCCGAGGAGACUUUAUGCACCUGGAAGAAUGUAUCAUAUUGUAGAAAGAAAAUUCUGCAGGUGCGGGAGGUAUCCUCCGGAAGUAAGAACUGCUAUUCCGGUUGAUGGGAGAUUUGAGCAUAUCGUCUUAUCUUGUAAUGCCACAUCUGAUCAUGCAAUUAUCUGGAUAGAAAGAGAAGCAGAGAAGGCUUUGCAAAGAAUAAGGGAAAGGAGUGCCGAGACUGUAACCACUGCUCCAAACAUACAAAAGUUCGAUAGGUUGAGGACGCUAGAGAAGGAACACAAAGAUGCAGUGGAAAGAGCAGUAAGCUUAGACAUUCCCCAUGCCGCGAUGUCUCUGGAUGAGGAAAACCCAGAUUCAAAUCCCCAAGACGAAGAGUCACAGCCUUCACAGGAAGAAAAGUCUGCUGACAUCGUUCUGGAUGACAAAGCCAGGCCUCGCAAUGCGAGGACCAAUCGGGAUGAAGUCAUCAAGAAGCUCAUGAACAGAGAUAGAUCAGGGAAGCUAUGUCUUGAGAGAGAAACAAAUAACCCAACGUAACGCUGCGCGCAUUCCUCUUCUUCGGACUUCAUUUUCUGGGGCAUGUUCUUCAUUGGAUCUAUCCUUUUUAUGGUGCGUAUUUACUGAUUCUUUUGCUGGGAACAGGAUUCUGGUGCAGCUCGUGAUCUGAUUCUUAUACUGCUAUUCGGCCCCAUCAUUGUUACUUCUUUUUCAUCGCGUUUUUUCUCACUGUAUAGCAUUCUAUAUAGGGUGCAUUGUCUGUGACAGAUAAGGUGAACUCAUUUACCAUAUUUUAGGUGGUUGCAAUACCUUAGAGGAGUGGUGCUGGAGGAAUGGUGCCUGGUUCAUCAUUGAAAAUCAUUUUCACA
Eucalyptus grandis is the source of this 1751-nucleotide messenger RNA. RefSeq lists its product as uncharacterized. NCBI's taxonomy places the organism in Eukaryota, Viridiplantae, Streptophyta, Magnoliopsida, Myrtales, Myrtaceae. The coding region runs from base 1 to 1422 and encodes 473 amino acids. Gene Ontology annotation, biological process: lipid catabolic process. The record is from RefSeq and is a predicted model, not a curated record. The transcript is spliced from 5 exons.